AUGGAUUGCGAGAUCAAGAACGACGCCGUAGUUCUCAACGAGGACCUCGAGAUCUCGUUCCGACGCACCAUCCGCGUGCUCGACAACAAGCAGACCUCAAACCUUCCGCCGGACCUUGGAGCGUUCCCACUAUAUCCGGUCUCCAAAUAUGCGAAGACCCUGCCGGCCGACAUGACUAGCAAAGGCGGGGUGUUCCUGCCGAUGUAUCAUAAGUCCAAGCACGCUGCCCAGAUAGCAACUCCUUUCGCAAUCAAGAUCUAUGUCGGUGGUAUCAACGCAAUCUCUGGAGAGCCCGCUCUCGAAAACAUGGCUACCAAACUUCGCCGGGCAACGAUGAUGUCGAACAAGCAAGGCCGCCAUCUAUUGCAAGACUACAUUGUGGCUACUCAGUUGAAGCUCAGGCAGUUCGAGGUUACACCCAGCAAGGAGGCCAUGAAAUACCUGCAGAGAAAGCACUGGCAGGGCUUGAUUACAGUUCGGACGCCCCACGGCGAGUCUCUGACGUUCGACGUCGCUUCCUCUGAUACCAUGCUGUCCUUGAAGAAGUUGAUCAAGUCCGGCAAAUCCAUUGCGACGGAAGACCAGCGCCUGACUUACGGUGGGAAGAGCCUUGAUGACGCAAAGUGUUUUGAGGACUAUCGAAUUGAAAAGGGCAAUUCAAUCGCCCUGUCCUUCGUAGGAAAAACUAAAGAAGCCUUUCACCAGGCACAACAGGAUGAAUGGAAGGCGGCUAGGGAAGCACGUGAGCUAGCACAUGCUCUAAGGAGAGCUGCGCUGCUGAAGAAGCGUGAUCGCGAAGAGAUGGAAUCCUCCGGAAGCUGGAGCGGCACGGUCGUCGUUAAGACCAAGGCUGGAAAGCAAAUCCAGCUGGAAUUUGACUACGCAGACACGAUCGACGAUAUCAAGACCAGAAUAGAAUAUAAGGAAGGCAUUCCUCCGGACCAGCAGAGAUUGGUCUUCAAGGGAAGGCAAAUGGAUGAUGGUAAAACUAUGUCAGACUAUGGCGUGGCCACUGGCGAUACGAUUCACAUUUUUCUCCGACUCAGAGGUGGCGGGGGCGACCCUCUUGCUGAGCAAGCUGAUAGCGCUCAGAUGGGACUAGCUGCUGGCGGUCAGAUCAAACAAGUCAUCAAACGAGACGACUACGAUCCCUCUAAGUGGAUUCCUGCGUUGACAACUGUGUUCAACAUUCAGAUCCUCAAUACGAAUACCUUCCGAUCCGUCACCGGCGUUUCUGCCCCACCCACGCCAAUUACGAUGGAGACUUACGUCAAGCACGGUCUGCCCUUCUUUUCACUGGAUGAAUCCCCCUCCAGCGUUGCACGAGAGUUCAACCCUGUCAAAUCUGUCGCUGAGAUUGAUGAGAAGGAGACAGACUUGCAUCCACAGACCCUUGUCAACAUCCUGCCUAGCGCCACAAUCACGGAAGUUGAGAUAGGUCUCACCAAUCCGAACGGUCCAAUGAUUACCUUCCGCACGCGCAAGGAUCUGGAGGCAGAUGGUUACAACGUGGUCAAAUUCUGAUGGACGUCGCUGAUAGGGUUGAGUCACAGUGGCAGCUAGAUUAUACUGCAUCUUCAGGUAGUUCACUUCAACUCUAGUAGUCUCUUGGUGGCUAAGUCACUGCGAUGGCUCUAAGCUGGCAGUUUCUUUUCUACACUUCUUCACAUGUUUCAUCCUUGCGACUUCUCUUCAUUUCGAUCAGGAUGAAAUUGAGAACCUAGCAGUGAAAAAGGCCUUUACCUAUUGGUUUUCUAGUUCUGAAAGCUCAGGCAAGCUGCCGCUUAGUUCUCACUCAGAUCGAAAUGAAAACACUUGGAC
Mytilinidion resinicola is the source of this 1821-nucleotide messenger RNA. RefSeq names its product ubiquitin-domain-containing protein. Lineage: Eukaryota; Fungi; Ascomycota; Dothideomycetes; Mytilinidiales; Mytilinidiaceae. The record is from RefSeq and is a predicted model, not a curated record. Gene Ontology annotation, molecular function: ubiquitin protein ligase binding; protein tag activity. Gene Ontology annotation, biological process: modification-dependent protein catabolic process; protein ubiquitination. The coding region runs from base 1 to 1524 and encodes 507 amino acids. The transcript has 8 exons. Gene Ontology annotation, cellular component: nucleus; cytoplasm.